AUGGAAUUCUCAAAACGCUCCCGACAUGACAACUUUGCUUCCAGGACCUGGAAACACUUCUUCAGGCUGUUGUUGGCGGAGCGACACCGGUGGGUCGGUCACAUUAAUGCCGAUUGGAUCACAACUUCCCGUCUUCGACUCGCGCCGAUCGAUGCUUUGUCCUCGUAUCAAUAUCGUUUCCCCAAUGUUACAGCCGUCAGCUUCCCCCAUGGUACCUUUAACUCCCUGCUUUCAAAGUCGCAGCUGGAAUUCCCUUCCCUCCGAAAAGUUAUCGUCGGAGAGAUAGAAACCUACCUUACUGCAUACUGGGGUCGAUAUCCCUUAACCUUGCAGCACAUCGUUGCGUUUCUCAAGAGACACGAGGAGCACGUCGACUCUCUGGAAUUGCGCAUGGAGCGGAAGGACCAAUUCAGUCGAUUCGAUUGCGGAGCAUUCGCCACCUUCUUGGCGGAAUGGGCUGCGGUCGUUGACAAACCAGCUUUAAAAAGCUUGACACUCGAAGUCCCUCCGCAUUCCUCACCCCAACGCUUGAUGUCUGGGUGGGGAUACGAAGGCCCCCCAACGCUUUCGACGAUCCAGCGACUUCGAAUUGAUGGUCAGCCGAGUGUCAUAGUUGCCCUCCUCUCCUGGCUGGAUAUCCCGUCUCUACGUGAACUCCAGCUGCGUGUCGCCCGGUCUGGUGGAUGGGCGUUUAAUCGUUGGUCGGAUAACGAAUGGGAUGGCCUCCAUCCAGUCCUUUUCGCCUUUUUGGAUCGACCAAAUAUCAAGGCCAGCCUUGAGAGUCUGGAACUCCGCACCUUUUUUGAUUACCGGCGAGCCAAGUUCGAUAGAGGGUUCUUGGAACGGAUUGGUCCACUGCCAGAGUUGUGCAAACUGUCGCUCUUACCGAUUCCUUCCUUCAACUGUGACAAGGCGCUUCCUUCAAUCGAGUUCACCGAUGGCCAGGCCUCCAUCACUCCGCGCUCGCUGGGCUUAGAUACCCUUUUCCCCAGGCUCAAAGAAAUUUUGGUCCGAAGAUACUAG
Molecule: messenger RNA, 1023 nt
Organism: Coprinopsis cinerea okayama7#130
Lineage: Eukaryota; Fungi; Basidiomycota; Agaricomycetes; Agaricales; Psathyrellaceae
Exons: 1
Coding region: 1-1023 (340 amino acids)
Source: RefSeq, a predicted model, not a curated record